AUGGAUAAGUUCCGCUCGUUUGCCAUAAAAGCAUUGACGACGUCCAUCUGCAUAACGGCUGCCUUCUUUCACGAAGGCUCGUUCCGCCUGUCCCUGAGUGCCGCUCUGCUGCUUGCAGUUUCGUUUGACAUGGCCGUGCUGUUAUAUUUCCAGAUGAAAAGGCUGGAGUACAGAAGAAGGUUCCUAAGAAAGACAUACGAUCCCAGAAACAGGGUGCUGACAGGCCUCGUCCUUUGUGAGGUUCUGUGCCUGGUGCCAUUCUACUAUCUUUCUGGAUACUGGAAGACUAUGCUGGUGAACAUCACCCUGGUGAGCAGCUUCAGCGCUCUUCCCAUGCUCAACUCCUCUGGAAGAAGAACAAUACAGCUCGAGCGUAACGAGGAGUUCUUCAAAAUAGGGUUUCUUAGGGUGGAGCAUGUCGAGAAUGGAGACGUGUGCCUGAACAAGGGAGAGGUGGUUCAGAUCCUGGACCACAGCGGAGGAAAUACUACCGUCAGAAAGUCCGAUGGGCGAGUAUUUACAAUAGAAGAGUCCUACAUCGACGACGGGAUCGACAUCGUCCUGUAA
Encephalitozoon cuniculi GB-M1 is the source of this 567-nucleotide messenger RNA. RefSeq lists its product as uncharacterized. NCBI's taxonomy places the organism in Eukaryota, Fungi, Microsporidia, Unikaryonidae. The record is from RefSeq and is marked provisional. Bases 1 to 567 code for a protein of 188 amino acids. The transcript has a single exon.